CAUCAUUAUACCAUCCCUGACCGUGCACUCCACCCCGGUCCCCUCUCUACAUAUACCCACAUGCUUGUGCGCGUGCAUCCGAGCAGCUCGUUUCAGGGGAAGGGAGGGGAAGAUUGCGCAGCAUUUUGAUUUUUCCUUGGAAUUGUCUUUUGGGCAUUCAAUUCAAUUCAACAUUGUUAUGCGUGUGCACUGAGUAUGAUGUGAAAGGUAGAGGAGACAUGCGCGCCAAGAAUAGGCUACCGAGCAGCGGACACAGCAGCCCUUCCACCCCGUCGUCGCCGUGCGCUCGGUCGCCUCGGGUGAGCCGCUCCGGGAAACCUGGUGGCCGCUUCGCUCCGGGUCAACCUGCCCCGAAAACCUUCGCCCAGCGUGUCUCCUGGAUCUUCCUCUCCGUCCUCCUCCGUCGUCAGGGAAUCUUUCUCUUCGCCCCCUUGCUCUACAUCUCUUGCAUGCUCUUCUACAUGGGAACGGUUUCCUUCGAUACCGUGCCUAUCAUCAAGCACCGUGCUGCGCCUGGGUCCAUCUACCGCAGCCCUCAAUUAUAUAUGAAGCUUCGGCCUGAGAUGGAUUCCGACAAUUCAUCCGCAGAUGCGAUAUCAACAAUAUGGAAGCAUUCCUACAAAGGUGAUGAGUGGAGACCAUGCACAAACAAGUCAUCUGGAGGUUUACCUGAAUCAAAUGGCUAUAUUUAUAUUGAAGCCAAUGGUGGUUUGAAUCAACAAAGAACAUCAAUAUGCAAUGCUGUUGCUGUGGCUGGAUAUCUUAAUGCUACUCUUGUUAUUCCACACUUCCAUUUUCAUAGCAUAUGGAGGGAUCCAAGCAAAUUUGGAGAUAUUUAUGAUGAAGAGUUUUUCGUUAAAAUCCUGGAACAUGAUGUACGGGUAGUGGAUGCAAUUCCUGAUUACAUUAUGGGAAGGUUUGACUACAACAUGAGCAAUGUAUACAACUUCAGGAUAAAAGCAUGGUCUUCCAUUAAUUACUACAAAGACACAGUUUUGCCAAAGCUGCUUGAAGAGAAAAUUAUCAGGAUUUCCCCCUUUGCAAACCGCUUGUCAUUUGAUGCUCCUUCAGCAGUGCAACGGCUUAGGUGCUUGGCGAAUUAUGAAGCCCUUCGCUUUUCAAAUCCCAUUUUAUCUUUGGGUGAAUCACUUGUUGCUAGAAUGAAAGAAAUGAGUAUAAAUAACAGUGGCAAGUAUAUAUCUAUUCACCUUCGCUUUGAAGAGGACAUGGUUGCUUUCUCUUGUUGUAUAUAUGACGGUGGAGACGCAGAGAAAAAAGACAUGGAUGCUGCAAGGGAGAGAGGAUGGAAGGGAAAGUUUACAAAACGUGGUCGAGUUAUACGCCCUGGAGCGAUCAGACUAAAUGGGAAGUGCCCCUUAACACCUUUAGAGGUUGGUUUGAUGUUAAGAGGGAUGGGUUUUGAUAAGGCCACCUCCAUCUAUUUGGCAUCAGGGAAAAUAUACGACUCUGAGAGAUAUAUGAAACCACUAUUGGAAAUGUUUCCUCUUUUACAAACAAAAGAAAUGCUGGCAUCUUCAGAAGAACUGGCUCCAUUUCAGAACUAUUCCUCCAGGAUGGCUGCUAUAGACUACACUGUUUGUCUCCACAGUGAAGUAUUUGUGACCACCCAAGGCGGAAACUUCCCACAUUUUCUGCUAGGCCAUAGAAGAUACUUGUAUGGCGGUCAUUCGAGAACAAUCAGGCCUGACAAGAGGAAGUUAGCACUAAUAUUUGAUAACCCGAACAUUGGGUUGAAGAGCUUCAAGCGUCAGAUGCUAAAUAUGAGAGCUCAUAGUGAUUCAAAAGGGAUUGAGAUCAAAAGACCAAAUGACUCUAUAUAUUCCUUUCCCUGUCCAGAUUGCAUGUGCCGUGUUAAUAAAACAAAAGAUUCAAAAUCGUCUGGGACGUGAUGCCUUCAGGGAAUAUUUUUCUGUUUCUGUAAUAUGUGUGAGCAUGUAGUUACUCUAACCCCUGUGAUUCUUUCAUUUUUUUCCCCCUCUUUCUGUUGGAGAGGAGAGGUCGGCGACUUGGAUAUUGAAGCUUGGUUUCUGAGGCAGAAACUGAUAUUUCAGGGGACAUGUCUUGCUGGGUAACUGCUCUUCCCUGUAUCUGGUAUACCAAAAGAGAGAUGGAAUUGAAGACAAUUUUUGCUUCACGAAGUUGCCCAUGCGUUGAUAAAGUCACUCUCCUGACAGCUGAAAUUUGACAACAGAACAUACCUUUAUCACACUGGUCUUGCUGUGUUGUAAUUUUGUACGUCACUUGUUCAUUAGUACUUGUGUAUUUUUUUUUGAAAGGAUUAGUACUCGUGUAUUAGACAAUAGAAGAAAAACAAACGAGCAGUGUAGGAUUUUCAUUUUUAUAUUCUACAGCAGGCCACGCGGCCCACGCCUCCACGGUCGAGAGAUUGCCAUCUUUGCGAUUUUUCUAAUUUUAAAAAUGUGAUUAUUUCUUAAAAAAGAUGACACCUGAGGGCUGAGACCCCUAGAAUCCAACCAGAGAUAUCUGGAAAGAUGUAAAUUGACCUUUAAUCAUACACUAGUUUGGUUGAAACAAAGUGGAGUUUCAUA
Messenger RNA from Cuscuta europaea, 2570 nucleotides. The record is from the annotation of a GenBank genome assembly. Lineage: Eukaryota; Viridiplantae; Streptophyta; Magnoliopsida; Solanales; Convolvulaceae.